This is a messenger RNA of Pseudopodoces humilis (Tibetan ground-tit), 6722 nucleotides long. Its product is annotated as tumor necrosis factor ligand superfamily member 10-like. Gene Ontology annotation, molecular function: tumor necrosis factor receptor binding. Gene Ontology annotation, cellular component: membrane. The record is from RefSeq and is a predicted model, not a curated record. Gene Ontology annotation, biological process: immune response. Lineage: Eukaryota; Metazoa; Chordata; Aves; Passeriformes; Paridae.
AGCGGCGGCGGCGGUGCGGGCCGCUGUGGGGCAGCGUGGCCGUCAUGGCUAUCCUGGCCCUGCAGAUCGCCUCCACCACCGGCCUCUUCGUCUACUUCACCAUGGCCAUCUCCAAGCUGAAAUCCCAGGCUCCGGGCAGCGCGGAGGAGCUGCGGUGUCUGCAGGUGCUCAAUCAGCAGCCCGAGGGCUCCAGCCUGGAGGAGCUGAGCAGCAGCCAGGGCUGCCUCAAGCUGGCCAGCACCAUCAAAGCCUACGUGGCCACGGUGACCGAGAACAUCAUCCGCAGGAGCGCCGUGAAGGAGGCCUGGCGGAGCUACUUCAACACCUCAGAGGGGCAGCUUCCUCCCAGAACAGCUGGGAAACCCUCGGCACAUCUCACCCUCCGCCCACAGAGCCUGGCUCAGGAUGGACGCUCCCAGAGCUUCGGGAACCUGUCGCAGUCGUGCCGCCACGCCAUCGCGCACUGGGGGCACAGCAGCCUGCACUCCCACGUGCACAACAUGAGCUACCGCGCCGGGCGGCUGCGCGUGGAGCAGCCUGGAAAGUACUACGUGUACUCCCAGAUCUAUUUCCGCUACCGCGGCGCCGGCCGCGACUCGGGCCCGCAGCUGGUGCAGUGCAUCCAGUGGCAGCCGGCCCACAGCCCGCCCGUGCUGCUGCUCAAGGGAGUGGGCACCAAGUGCUGGGCGCCCGACGCCGACUACGGGCUCCACGCGCUCUACCAGGGCGGACUCUUCGAGCUCAAGGCCGGGGACGAGCUCUUCGUCUCCGUCUCCUCCUUGGCCAUCGACUCCAACGAUGCCGCAGCCAGCUACUUCGGGGCCUUCCGCCUCGACCUGUGACUCCCCCUGCGCUCCCCCGGGGCUGGCACAGCCUCUCGUGCCCGCGGUGUCCCUUGUGCUGAGGGACGAGCCAAGAAGGGCCCGGGGACGGCUGCGGCUCGGUGCCGCCCUGCAGGGAAGGAGGAAGGGUCUCUGAGGACCCACAGGGGACAUCCCAGCCUCGGUGACACCUCCCAACGGCUCCCUGCAGCGGGAAAGGCACCAGGGCCACGUCUGCCACUGCAAGACAAAGUGUCCCCGUGGUGACACCGUGAGCCCGACCCCACCUCGGGCAGGGCUGCGGGCGCCGGGACCUGGGGCUGGAAGCACCCCCGGGGUGGCACCUCUGGGUUGGGAGGGUGGGGCAGGUCCAGUGUCGGCCUCUGGAAGGGAAGGAAGGAGUUUCAGUCCGGGAGAUGUUUGGGAGAUGGUUCCAGGGAGGGCAAAGGGCAGGGAACCGCAGCAGUGGCCAGGCCUGGCACCGCACCCGGCACGUGGCACCGGGGCACGUGGUGAGCGAGCCAGGCUGCAGAGCCCAGGAGCUCAGCACGGCUGCUGAACAAGAACCUCUUCCCACGGGGAUUCUGUCCCCCCCAGCCCUCGUGGACAGCGCAGUCCCCACCUCCUCACACCUCCAGGCCUGGCAGUCCCUGCAGGAUUCCAGCUCUGGCUGAGCCCGGUGGGCGCAGCAGGACCUCGGAGGGACCAAACCAGCCCUGGGGUGAUGGAGACCACGCCAGAGGCCAAAGGUGGGUUCAGGCAGGGCCCAGCUGGCUCAGCCCAUGACGCAGCCCCCUUGUCUAACUCCCCCCGUACUCUGUAUCCUGCUGAGUCCGGGGGGAUUUGCGGGCAGUGGGCUCCCAGGGAGGAUGGAAUAAAGCCUUGUACUCCAGCACGGGUCUGGCCCCUUUGCACCCAGGACAAGGCUGGGCAGGGUGGAUCUGGGGGCAGCAGGGCACUGCUGGGGCACUGCCAGGGCUCCAGACAGAGCCCAGCAGAGGCUCCUGCUCUUGCUGCACCGCGGCACCUCCAGGGGCUCUGCGGCCGCCGGCCCCACGACACCGGGGCAGUGCCGAGGGGAUGUGUUCCUGCUCCUCAGCCCAGUGCCUUCAUCCUCGCUGGGCCAGCUCCUGCACAGACCCCACGGAAUCUGAGCCCAUCCCAGCUCCUCCUGCCCUCCUCAGCUCGGGGUCCCACUGCUCCUGCCCUCUGAGCGUGGGAUUGUCCUAGCCCAGGACACAGCCGGGGCCACCCAGGGGCUGUUCCUGGGCAGGGGCUGCCCCUCGCUCCUGCCAUCCCUCCUGCAGCUUUCCAGGCCUGACUCCCGGCUCUCCACAUCCCUGGGCAGGGCUGGGGGCAGAGCCAGGCAGUUCCCACAUCCCCCAUAGCCCCAGCUGCUGGGCAUUCCCACUCUGCAGCCCCCAGCUCCUGCAGGCUCCCGCUCCAGGGGACACGGUGCCACCUGCACACAAACACCUGGACCGGCCCCAAAUGCAAGGAAUGAUUCCCCAGCUCAUCCAGAACCUCCAAAAGCUCAUCCAGAACCUCCAAAAGCUCACCCAAAGCCAGAGAGCACCGAGAGCAUCCUCCUGGGGGGUGACAGGGCUGAUCCUCCCUUGGCAGGGCUGGUGGGCUCCGUUUUCCCAGUCCCCAGGGAGGGAUGGAGGGAGCUGGGCCAAGCCUUGGCUCUGCAGCACCCUGGGCAAAAAUCAAAGCACUCCAAACCCCUCCAUUCUAAAACCACCCCUUUUCCUCCACCUCUCAUCCCUGCUCCUGCUGUCCCGGGCACCUCAGUGAGCCACAACAGCGCUCUCGACAUCCUCGGCUCCCAAACAGCCCCGGGAGCACCGAGCUCGUCUGGCCAUGGGAGCCCUGGGCUGAGCAGCGGAGCUGGGGCUGCAGGAAACGCAGCAGGUGCUUCCAAGGUUUCCUUUGGAAGGGACACGGCCCGAGGGAGCCGGCAGAGGUUGUGUUUGCCACGGAGGAAGCAGGGAAAGCAGGCAAGGGCUCACCCCGCUUUCCUGGAAAGGAGAGAGCUCCUGGGGGUGGAGGGGAGAAGAAAACUCCAGCAGCAUCGGGGCAAAGAGCAGCCUCACCCCGUGUGGGGAGAGCACAGCUGGAAUUCCUCACUGAGGAGCCGGCACAGGUUACCCCCAGCAGCCGCGGCCCCUCUGCCUCCUCCAUCCUCCUCCCUGUCCUGGGGCCUCCAGCAGCAGCCCUGGACACCCCAGGGCUCCCACCUGGACACGGGGACUGGCCACCAGCAGCAGAAGCCAGCAGAGAAACCGGCCUCCACAAGAACAGCCUGAGGAACCUGGGCCAGCGCUGCCCAUCCCAGGGCGCUCCAGGAAAGAAAGAACCAGGAGUGGAAAGAGCUGGAUGAGGACACACCACUUGCUCUGACUGAGGAAACAAAAUGUGCUGUGCAAACGGAGCAAAGCACUGAAGAUUUCUCAUACAGCUCUUCUGUUAGUGCUAAAAUUGUUUAUUAGAAGUUACAAGUCACAGUUUAAACGUGAGCGUUGCUGACGAGGUCACUGCAGCUCCUACUGGAAAGCGAAGUCAGUGGUCCCUAAACCAACUCUGCAUCCCCUCACAGCCUCCCCUGCCAGCACCUCCCUCGGGCUGGGGACAGCCACAAGAACAAAGAAUUCCUGAUUAUCCCUCCUGAGCGUGUCCCCAAAGCCGAGAGCUGCAGCACAUCCCCACAGGGUCCCUCCAGUGACAGCUCCCGGCCCUUCCUCAGCACCUGGAGCUGCAGGGGGACAGGCUCAAGGGAUAAAGGGGAGAAGUUCCCUGGCAGGGUGGGCAGGCUUGGCACAGGGUGGAUCCCUGGCAGUGCCCAAGGCCAGGCUGGACACUGGGGGUGGAAUGGGAUGAGUUUUAUGGUCCUUCCAAGCCAGCCCGUUCCAGCAUUCUGUGAUUCCCUCCUGCUCUGAGGCAGCCUGGGAGGUGGGGCUGGCUGCAGCACUCAUAAAACCUCCACACUGACCUGAUUUCCCGUGGCCUCGCCCUGGGGAUUCAAUCCAGACACAAAGUGCUUCCUGCAGCCGCUGCCAAAGACCCUCUUGUCUCCUCUGCCAAGGAGCUGCUUUUACCUCAGCCCAGGGCGUUCACAGCCCCCAGCCUCCCUCUCUGAAUAAAUCCUGGGGCCAAAGGCUCCUUUUUCCCUCUUUGUUGUUAUGAACCAGCUCAUUGCUACCUCCAAGCCUCCAUCCCUGCCCAGACACGAUCUCCUUUUACUUUCAAGUCCCCAGCCUGGCCCGAGUUGACAGGAGGGAGAGGAAAUCCAGGCUGAAAUCCACGUCACCAGGGCAGGAAAGCAUUCCUUGGGACGCUGUAAAUAAAGCACAGACACAGAGAGAGAGCAGCGGCUGUGGUGUGAGCCCAGCAUCGCCCCUCGCUCUGCCCCAGGGCACCUCACCCCAGCCCCAGGCAGGAAUUCAGCCCGAAAAAAGAGAGAAACAAAACAGAAAUCUCUUUCCUACAGCAGGAAGGGCUCGUGGAGCUGCGGGAUGCUCCUUAAACCCUCAGGAGAACGGGAAUGGUGGGGUGAGGAGCAGGGGACACAGACCCUGCCAGCCCAUCCCUUGUGGGGUCACAGAUGGUUGGCUCAGGACUUCUAAAAUCCAUUUAGUGCAAUCCCAUCCCAGCUGUGCUGCUCGCAGCCCCUGCCCACGGCCCCAGGGGAAAACCAGGGAUUUUUCUCCUUUCCAGGAGCAGUUGUGUCCCCCUGUGCAGCCCGUGGCUCCCGGCAGCAGAGCACGAGGGCAGAGCUGAGCCAGCUCCAGCCGAGCUCCUGCACAACUCACACUUCCUCCUUUCAUUCCCCCGCCAGCCAAGCUGGAGACACCACGAAAAAAUAAUUCCACUUUUAAAGAAAAUUCCUCAUUCUGUGUCCUGUCCAAAGCCCGGCAGUGUUCCACAGAACCACGGAACCAGAUGGGUUUGGGUCGGCUCCCCCAGCCCGUCCUGCCCUUCCAGCACCCCAGAGCCGAGCGCAUCCAGCCCUGGCCCCAGAGAGACCCCCAAAAUCAGGGUCAGCAAUGGGAUAUUGGAUAUCCAGGGGAUGCCUGGAGCCAUCCUGCAUCCCGCCCGUCUCCCGCAGGGAACCACGGGCUCCUCCCGGAGCGAAGCGAUGGAAGAGCACGAAGAGCACAGGGCAGAGCUGCGAGUUGGGCACCGUGAGGACCCAAACCCUGUCAGCCUCCCUAAAUCCCGGCCCCACGGGGCUUUUCCUGCCUUUCCCACUCCCACCCUGCCGGACACGGCUUUCUCCAGACGGCAUCCCAGGCCGCCUGUCCCGCUGGAAACACAACCCACGGGACAGCGAGGAGCUGCUGGGCAGCUGUUUCCUGCCCCGGGCUCCCAUUCCCACUCAGCACAGCAUCCCUGGGACAGCUGGGAUGCUCCAUCUGGGAUAACCCUGCACGAGACUUUCCCUCUGAGCACCUUACCUCACACUGGGCAGCCUUCCCACAAGGAAUCUGCUCAUGGAUCACGGAUCUAAUGGAAGCAGGACCGUUUCCCAAGCUGGGACCCUCCUGAGGACGGUGAGGAGAAAAGGGGAAAGCUUUGUGUUUCUGCUAUCCCAGGUGUGCCACAGGAAGGGAAGCCAGCAUGGACAGCCCCAGAAAGGAGCUCCCAGGGGAUUGGGAAAAGGCAGCUUCUUCCCUGAACUCAGCCCCAGACCCCAGAACAUCCACCUGGCCUCCAAACAGAACAAAAAAAAAAUCAUUUGAAAGCAAAGCUGCUGUUGGGCUGAGGCAGCACAUGAGGAAUCCCAGCCAUCUCCUGCUGCACAAAACCACCACAGACCAGUGCAGGCAUUUGUUCCCCAAGCAGAACUGGAUCUGCCAGUGACAUCUGCAGCUCUGAGCUGUCCGAGGACUGAGACGCCAGGGAAGCAGCAGAGCAGGGCCUGGAUGGCUCUGGAAGAUCAGGAAUCUGCCUUUUGCUCCUUGGAAAGACAAGGAAUUCGUACCGGAGGGGUUUUGAGAGGGAUGGAGCCAGAUUUCACUCCCAUGAAACAACUGAGGCUGGUGAAGAGCAUCAGCCUCCCUGGGCAUCCAGAACCUCCCAAAUUCCAGUGAGCAGGCAGAGUUUUAUCUACAGGAAAAUCACCUGGGCAGUGCUGGCACAGGGACUGAGGAGCACCAGGGCUGGGCGGGGAGGGUUCCUGGCACGGCUGCUGGGAAUCCAGCUGGGAUCCAGGGGCAGCAGGGAGCAGUGCCCGUGUCCCCAGCUCUCCAGGGGGACAGGAGGAGGUGUCCAACACCAUCGGGGCUUGGGGAAGGGCAGGAAUUCAGGACUCAGCCUCUGGGAUCUUGGGGAUGAGCUCAGGGGAAAGCAAGGGAUCCUUGGGCAUGGAUCAGAGAAAGGGAGCAGGACGGGAAGACACCCGUGAACUCUUCCUACCUCUUCCUUGGGCUUCUCCUGACAAGGCAGCGGCAGAGUAAUUAACACAUUCACUAAUUAAUCAAAACCAGCAUCUUCCCAAUGAGAAAUUCGGCCCAAUUUAAAGGAGAUGUGAUGUGGGGGGUUUUGUUUAUUUGGGUUAUUUUUCCUUCCUUCAGUCAAGCAGCCUCAGCCAGUCAAACUUUAUUUUUCUUUCCCCUAUUUUGGCUUCCCAAGGUUGUGAUUUUUCCCACGUGGACCCUGAGCCCAGCCCUGACCCUCUGCCAGCACCUCAGUACUGCAAAACCAUCCUGCUCCUUCCACACCUCUGCAAGUGCACGAACACCUUGGCUUUUCCUCCCCACCUUCGCAACAGCAGCUCCAACAAAAGAAGAGGAGGAAAUACAAUUCUCUAACAUUUUGUUUUUACUCCUUCAUGGAAUCUUUCCAACGUAACUUCACAAAAGCAACGUAAAUAAAGUCUCUUUUUUUUUCUUCUAAAAA